GUACGCUCAGCACAGCCAUGUACAGCUUCGAUAUCCGCCUAUGCGUUGCAGACAAAGACAAUGCUUAGUUCCGUAUCCGACAAACCUGUACACAUCCUCGGACUCAUCGCGACACGCGACGAAUCGAACACGCAGCUGGCCUCGAAGCGGAAGAGGGGCUCCCUCGGCGGACUCGGACUGGACACUGCGCCAUUCACGAUCAAACCAUGCCCGGAGUCUCCAUACGCCAAGUCUUCAACCUUUAAACCGGUACGAAUUAUUAGUCGCUCUCAGCUGCCACUUUCCUUCCUCGACACCGCCGUUGCCGAGCAAUUUCCUCCGACUGGCUUAUUCACAGCACGUAUCGAUGUGCUAGAGCAAGAUGAUGUCGAUCGAGGGCGAGAAGCGUCAGCAUCUCGGGUGCUCGUUGCACAACAUGAGACAAGUCGAGCACUCUAUGCUAUAGAACGAGUCCAAGCCCGGGUGUACAGCAUAUGCAGGCUCGCGCCGUGGCUGGAAGAGAAGGAAAUGGCAGAGCUUUGGGAUCCAACCAAUGCCUCGACACACCCUACGCCUUCAGCUUUCUUGUCAGAUCGCGACCCUGGAGGACCGUGGUGGCAAGAUGCUGUAGCAGAGACACAGCUUGUUGAACGGCGUGUGAAGCGUGCAAGGCUGUCCAUGGUACGGCGGACUGCGGAGACAGUGGAAAUCAAGUCAGAGCCUCAAAAAGAACCGAACAGUAUCACGACGCCGCCAGUACAGAUAGGGGUUUCGACUGGGCCUGAAGCUAUUCAGGAAGUUCCCGUACAGAUUCUCGCCCCUCCAGAGCAGCUCGACCUGCUGGUCCAACAGUACCUUGAGGCGGUCUACACAUCGAAGACCUCACUAGCUUACUUUGCCAAAGGACCUGUUACACGAAUACGCAAUGCGUUCACCUCACCUGACGAGGGGGCACCACCGACACAUGAGCUCGUUACCUUCUUGAGGUCAAUGCUCCUAAGUCCUAAGGCUAGCGAGAAAAAAUACUACGAGAAGCUACCCGCGAUCAUCAAGGCCAUACCCGUAAGCGUAGCCUCAGACGAAGAAGCAACUACGAAACCCAGCCAGGCUAAGAAAUCGAGGAAGAAAACAAAGCUCAGUCGUGAUGGCACCUAUCCCUCCGAAGAUGUUUUCAUUCAGCGGUGGUGGCGAUCUGAGAUGCCCAACGCUGAUCUCGCUGGCCGGGAGAUGAUGGAGACGCGCAUCAGGCGAAGGAUCGGUGACCUUAGAGUCCGCGAGACGCUUGCGCAAUUGAUGCUCAUGCUUGAGGUUAUCGCACUAGAAUCAAUGAUGACCUACAAAGGGCCUGCAGAAACCGGACCGCCAGUGGGCGAAAGCGAGCUACAAGAGGACUCGCAAGCCCAACCGAAAAAGCGCAAGAAGAAGCUUGAUGAUAUUGCGCUUCAGCUGGACCUAUUACUGGAUAAGCUAAGCAUUUGGCACGCCACAGAGGAGGUUGGCAUAUUAGACUACGACUCCAGGGCGACGAAACAGCAGGACAGCGCGGGUUUGAAUGAGAAGAAUGGAAGCGAUCGGUUGCACGGCUUCUGUGUCGAAGUCAUCGUUCCUUUCUACAUGAGCCGACUGCCGGAUCAGGCUUUUACUAUUAACAAGAAGCUUGGGGGACCCGCAAUCGCAUCAUCAAAGCGGAAAGCGAUGAGGCCGCCACUUACCUCCAAAAAGUCUGGGGAGUCUAAAGAACCAGAGACGAAGAAGUCACGUCGAUCGCUGGCUAGAGUAGCUACUGACACUACCGGCAAGACCGGACGAAAGGAAACACCUUCUCUGGCUCGCUCUGCUACAGAUACAGCGCUGCUCCGACAGCAAAGCAUCAAACGAGAAACAAGUGAGGCACCAUUGUCUGCCAUGCCGUUCAAGCGCAGCCCAUCGAGAGCUAGACAGUCAAUGUCACAGCUACGACAUCUCCAAGGACGUGAGAUGGACUUCACAGCAACGUCAGCUGCUGCCGCCGCGAAGUUGAAGCACAAGGCAAGGGUUGAAGACGAUCUCAAGGAGGCUAUUGCUACCCUCAAGAAGCCGAAUCGUGACCUGGCUGCUGGGAGCUAUAUGGCAGAGAUUGAGAAGCGUGGACUUGGCUCAGUGAACCGGUCGAGGAAGCAGGCCAAUCCUGUGCGAAAGGUAGUGAAGGAUGUGCAGGUGACUGCGACUCCUCGAGUUGCUCGACGCACGAAGAACGUGAUUGAGCAGACACCAGUACAUUAUCACCAGGAUCCUUUCGUACGGUCGGCUGCAACGGAAGUAGUACCUACGAGCGAUUUCUUCAUUCCGUCUUCUGGUAUCCGUCAAUCAUCCUCCGUUGUACCGGGUACGAUUCAGCGUAGUGUAACGGCCCGAGAGCUAGCUCAGCCAGGAAUUGCCGAAACACCGUCCAAGGCGCCGACGACGAAAUUGUUCACCUCAGGGCCGGUUCGUAGAACGAUCUUUGCAACUCCUGUAAAGAGUUCGACUCAGUUCUUCGACGCAGACCCUCGCCCAACUUUGAAUAUCUUCGAGACUCCCGUGAAAGCUGUACGCAGCUCACAACCCACUGAUAACCACGCGAUGCAACCGGUCGUCGCAACAACACCUUUGAAAGCGACAGUCUCAAGCGAGGAUGUCGCACCGAUUGCUUUCGCAACCCCAGCUAAGCAAGCAGAAGAGCCAUCGAUCUACGAUGCUUUGGGCUGGAAUGAUGAUGAUGAUGAUGACUUUGCUUGAGAGCCCAUGGUUUUGUAUUACAUUUAGCAUAGCAAGCAUGGAAUGGGGUUUGCAUUGGGACGGUGCAUUGAGUGGCGCAAGGACUUGCUAUAUUGAUACAUUAUACACGCAGCAGCAUGGCGUUCUAGAGUCGUGCCAUAUGAAUAGAUGCUCGAGACAUCACG
This is a messenger RNA of Didymella exigua CBS 183.55, 2900 nucleotides long. RefSeq lists its product as uncharacterized. Gene Ontology annotation, cellular component: DNA replication preinitiation complex. Lineage: Eukaryota; Fungi; Ascomycota; Dothideomycetes; Pleosporales; Didymellaceae. Gene Ontology annotation, biological process: DNA replication initiation. The coding region runs from base 61 to 2736 and encodes 891 amino acids. The transcript has a single exon. The record is from RefSeq and is a predicted model, not a curated record.